AUGACUAUAUUUCUAAACGACGACCAACAACACAGAGAAGCGGAGUCACCGAGAUUCGCUUGCUUACCGGCAUCCAGAGAAUCCACUUAUUUCCCCAUGGUUAUGGGACUCAAUGUGUGGCUCGGGGUUGCUUCCAGGAUUCGUCUGCAAUUCUCAUCCAUUUCUUACACUUGGUACUGGGAACAGUACGGCAAAUUUUACAUCACUCUCAGACCAGAUUACAAUAAUCUGGUGGAAAUGAUUGGAGAAGAUGAUAAUUAUCAACUGAUCUUCAUCAACAUUCCGAGUAGCGUAAACAACGAAGCCGCCGUGAAUUUGCGAUUGGAAGCCCGUCUAGAUUUUCCAGAAGAGUUGAAAGUUCAGGCCGAAAAUAAUAUCAUCGGGAGGUCGCUUUAUCCGAUCGCAGUAGUACUGAUCAUCACAAUCCUCCAUCUUCUUCUCCACCGGAGGAAAUGA
Messenger RNA from Arabis nemorensis, 456 nucleotides. The record is from the annotation of a GenBank genome assembly. NCBI's taxonomy places the organism in Eukaryota, Viridiplantae, Streptophyta, Magnoliopsida, Brassicales, Brassicaceae.